ACACAUCUAACGAUUAUCUACGCACUCAGCAGACUUCUUGAUUAAUCUCGUGGACGUCCGAUAGCUAAGCGUGAAAUCGUAAAGUAAUUCGCCAAAAAUCUUUCAUCAGACAAGAAACUCGCCUAUUUAAGCAGCGCGGACAUCGAACUAUCCAAUCAUUCCUUGAUAGAGUUCGAUAGGUGUAACAAGUGGUGUUGUGUUAUUAAAUUGUGCAAAAAUGGCCAAGAUAUCUUCAGUCCUAAACUCCGGGUUUUUCUCCUCCGCCCUGGCCAUAGUCCGGUACAGCACGCCGGUGAAGCUCCCAGAAGAACGCCUCAUAACAAUGGAAGAAGUCUCCUGGCAUGAUAACGCCAACGAUUGCUGGAUAAUUAUCUACGACAGAGUAUACGACAUCACUGAUUUCCUCGAUGAGCAUCCUGGAGGCGGCGACAUUUUACUGGAAUACGCCGGCCGCGAUGCCAGUGUGGCUUUCCGAGGCUCCGGCCAUAGCAAGCAAGCCCUUAGGGCCCUCAGUCGGUUCGAAAUCGGGGAACUCCCCAUGCAUGAAAGGAUUUUCAGAAAGCCGGGAGGUUUCAAUAUUAGUGAUAUUCCCGAAUAGAUCGCUUCUUAGAUUAGUGUUUAAAACCCUCAUGAAUUCGUCCAUUAGUUACUACUUGGAAACACACCGAAUAUCAGUUUUGUUGCCAAGUUCAGCGAGUCAAAUGUCAGUGGCGCGAUAGCUAGUUAUAUAAUUUUGUACAUUUAUUUAUUAUUUAUAUUUAAUUUGUAAUUAUAAGCUAAGUAGGAUUAGUCUUAUUGUCAGUAUUGAUUUAUUUAUGUUUUGUACGUAUUUUUAUCGCUAUUGGACACCUACCUCUGUAAAUUAUUCAGUAUUUUAUACGAAAAUAUAUUCUCCA
Molecule: messenger RNA, 896 nt
Organism: Tribolium madens (black flour beetle)
Lineage: Eukaryota; Metazoa; Arthropoda; Insecta; Coleoptera; Tenebrionidae
Product: cytochrome b5
Exons: 2
Coding region: 218-598 (126 amino acids)
Cellular component (GO): membrane; intracellular membrane-bounded organelle
Molecular function (GO): heme binding
Source: RefSeq, a predicted model, not a curated record